AUGGCUCCUCUUCAAGUGGCUGAAGUAAAUGAAAAUCGCGGCUGUAUAUAUAAAGUGCCUCAUAGACUUCGUGAAGUGAAUGAAAAAGCCUAUGAACCAAAUGUGGUUUCAAUUGGUCCCUAUCACCAUGGUAAGCAACACUUGAAGGCGAUGCAAGUUAUCAAACGGAGUUUCUUUCUGAAGAUAGCUGAGGAAAACAACCCUAACGUCAAUGAACUUGCAAGGAUCAUGAGAAGCUUAGAAGCACGAAUUAGAAAAUGCUAUGAAGAAGAAGCUUUUUACCUUGACUCUGACCAACUUGUUGAGAUGAUGCUCCUUGAUGGUUGUUUUAUUGUUCAGCAAAUCCGGGGGAUUCACCUAGCCGAAGAUAUUUUUGAAGUGGGACGUAUUCAAACUGACAUUCUUCAUGAUUUAUUACUGCUAGAAAACCAGCUUCCUUUCUUUGUGCUUUUUGAGGUGUAUCGGACGAUGGUGCCCAUUGCUGGAGGAGAUGUUCGUCACUUGGCUCGCUCUGCUCUUUCUUUAUUCGGCGUGUCCCCUUGUCGUUUACCCGAAACAGGUAUCAUGCAUCUACUGGACUUAGUACUUAGUUGUGAACACCCUUCACCUCUAGGAAUAAAGCAACAUGAGCUUUUUAAAGCAAAAGCAAAAGCAAAAGCAAAAGCAGCAGCAGCAGCAGCAAAACCAAAUUCCCAACGCUCAUGGAAGUUCAUACGUAGCGCAACAGAGCUGGAAGGUGCUGGAAUCAGUUUCUUUGGUGACCAUAUUGAGAACAUGAAAGAUCAGAACCACGGGAUAGAGAGCAAGUUACAUAUAAUGGUGUACGGAGGCCGUACAAUGACGUGGCACGGCGCAGAGACCAGCUGGAGGCACGUGGCGUGGAGGCGGUGGCGCACGUGCGAGGGUAGAGCCUGA
Molecule: messenger RNA, 915 nt
Organism: Gossypium raimondii (Peruvian cotton)
Lineage: Eukaryota; Viridiplantae; Streptophyta; Magnoliopsida; Malvales; Malvaceae
Exons: 2
Coding region: 1-915 (304 amino acids)
Source: RefSeq, a predicted model, not a curated record